AAAUAAUCCAUUACAACUUCCGAUUUGGACUUCACUGAUAAUCACGAUUACGCCACAUCUGACCCGAUUCAAUCUCACAAACAUAUUGUACCUUCAAUGACAAAUCAGCAAACACAAUUCGAAACACUAUUUGGCGCUGUGCUGAUAUUUGUGUUUCUAUCAGUUAUUUGUCUAUCAGUUACUUGUUCGUUCGGUGUGGACAGUAAUAAACGCAUCUGUGCCUAUGCAAAGAAACCAAUAUGUUGUCCUGGAUGGUACAACAAUAUCAGCUCCCCGUGCUCCAUACCAUCUUGCGCCGGAGAUUGUGGUGAUCACGGCCAGUGUAUACGCCCGAACACGUGUUUGUGUGCGGACAGACGCCUGCGAUUCUCGUGCGAUGCGGACGAACCGGAAUCAAUGCAACAUGAUCAACCAUCUGUCACCUGUGUUGAUGACUGCAACCGCCGCGGACGUUGUGUGGAUGGCACUUGUGAAUGUGACGAUGGGUUUAGUGGAGAAGCUUGUGAAGAAGUACUGGAGUCCGCUUGCUUCGCCAAACUCCAGAGAGGGCUCUGUGUGAAUCCAAUUCAACUCAGAGUCCUGGAGUCCGCUUGCUUCGCCAAACUUCAGAGAGGGCUCUGUGUGAAUCCAAUUCAAUACAGCCAGCAUUCGAUAAACGUAACCACUAAAAUGUCAAGAGAGGUAUGCUGCAAUAGCUUCGGGAUUGCUUGGGGUGAACCAUGUCAGCCUUGCCAGACGAGCUAUUGCGGAAGAGGGUACGCUCAAAAAAACGGUUCCUGUAGAGGUACGUUUCCAUACAGUAUAUGA
Molecule: messenger RNA, 807 nt
Organism: Opisthorchis viverrini
Lineage: Eukaryota; Metazoa; Platyhelminthes; Trematoda; Opisthorchiida; Opisthorchiidae
Exons: 6
Coding region: 97-807 (236 amino acids)
Source: RefSeq, a predicted model, not a curated record